AUAAAAUGUGUUAAAAAAGGUUAAAAUUCAAUUAAUGCUUAAAAUUUGACUCUCGCACACUUUUAAAUAAUUUAAAAACUAGCCUUUGUGUACUUUUAUCAGCACCGACUUAUCUUUAUAAUCUCUCUGAGAAAUGGAAUUUUAUUUUCGGAAUGCGACUUUAUUUUGUUUCCAUACUGAAGUCUAUAAACUCUUAUCAAUUGACAUUCAAACUUUGCACAGGAAAGAUGUCAGCAAAGGAGGAAAAUAAACCAAAAAAGUCUCAAUUUGAGACUCCAUUAGUGAAUCCAUUGGUGCACUGGACUAUUUUAAUUUAUGUCACGACCCGAAUAAUUGAAUAUCUCACGGGUACGAGUAAUUUUUGGUCAAGUUCAUGGAACAAGCUGGUUGAUAAUUUGGGUGAUGAUGACUUCAUGUUCAAGGUCGUGUAUACUACAAUUUUCAUUAAUUCGGUAUACUUUGGUGUUGGAACUCUUUAUGUUUUAAUGGACAUAACAAACAAACCACAAUUCUUCAGAAAAUUCAAAACUCAACCAGAGACUCACCUGCCAUUGGAUAUGAAGAAGUUUUGGAAUGCAAUGGUGCAAGUCUUCAUUAAUCAACUUAUAAUCGGUGUUAUUGCUUCAGUCAUUGUGUACAAAAUGGGAGAUAUUAUGAUGGGCGGUACGAUUCGUACAACACCAAGUUUCUUCCGCUUGCUUUUAGAUAUUAUUAGCUUCGGUUUCAUUUAUGAGUUUGCAUUUUAUUAUACUCAUCGGUUACUCCAUCACAAAAAUUUGUAUAAAUAUAUCCACAAGAUGCAUCACGAAUGGACUGCUCCUGUUGCAUUGAUGGCUGGCUACUGUCAUCCAAUUGAGCAUAUUUUUGGAAAUUUAGUUCCAAUAAUGUUGGGAAAUUAUUUAUUAAAAUAUACAUUGGCAUCAACUUGGAUGAUUUAUGGCGUAGCUAUCGUAACAACACUUGGAGACCACUCAGGUUAUCACUUGCCAUACCUUCACAGCCCUCAAUUCCAUGACUAUCAUCAUUUAAAAUUUAUUGAAAAUUUCGGCGCAUCAGGAUUCCUUGAUAAAUUCCAUGGAACAUGCAGCAAAUUUGAAGAAUCAAUUCAGAAACAAAGGCACAGAACAUUACUUACAUUCAAAUCAUCUAAUGAAUUGUAUCCUGAUAAUAUUUUGAAAAAGGAUAAGUAAGGAUGAAAAUAAAGUUUAA
Messenger RNA from Chironomus riparius, 1209 nucleotides. NCBI's taxonomy places the organism in Eukaryota, Metazoa, Arthropoda, Insecta, Diptera, Chironomidae. The record is from the annotation of a GenBank genome assembly.